AUGGCCACAACCCGCUGUUGGAGUGAGUUAGGUAGGUUCCCGACCCCGUGGGAAAACUGGAGGCUGAGGGAAGCAGGAUUCCUGGAGGUAGGGCAGUCCGUCUUCUGCACUGCCGUUGGCACAGCGGAGAGCAUUCUCUACCUUAUUGGAAGAUCUUCGGUCCUCGAUGACCGUUACGGUGGCGUCACAGCUGUCGCAAUAAUGGCGAAUUUAGGAAUCUAUCGGUUCCAGUUGAUGGGCUCUAAAGUACAUGGUGCCAACGGAAUCUUCAUAAAACUGGCAGUUCCAAAUGACAUUCAAAGAACGAGAUGUGGAAUAGUGAUUAAAGUGGAAUAUUCCCAAAUUUCAUCACGCCCGUUUUACCAAAUAAACAAAACUUAG
Molecule: messenger RNA, 381 nt
Organism: Nezara viridula (southern green stink bug)
Lineage: Eukaryota; Metazoa; Arthropoda; Insecta; Hemiptera; Pentatomidae
Source: the annotation of a GenBank genome assembly